UUUUUCUGUUUUUUUUUUUUCUUCUUUCUUUUUGCAUCUACUACAGCUCUACAAUCUACCCUUCACCAGUAUCCGUUGCGGCACAGAAAAAUCUCUGGUUACAAGCUCUAGGCAAUUCAUCAAAGAGAGUCUCCCAAGAAGUCAAAAUUAACCUCAGAGAAGAAAAUUGCGGUAUUUUUGAAGUGGUUUCCGGUUUCAAGCAGCUGGAGUAGGACAACAGAAAUAAGAUCAAAGCUUUUGCAGACAUUUUACUUUCGGGAUGCAGUUUGCAAGAGGCAUUCCAUGUCCCGAUGAGAACGGAAUCCAGAUACAGGGUAAUUGGAUUCCGGUCACACCAUCAAAACCUGAGACGGCAUCGGCGAGGUUUUAUGGGAAUGGUUUCUUCCAAGAAAAGGCACGCCAGAAUGACAUUCCCAGUAGCAUUGCAGCAGAGGUGGCUGCCACGGCCCAAUUCAAUUCUGCAGGUUUUGCUGAUCGCACACGAGAGAUAGGUAACUUGGAAGCAGCAUUGGCAGCACAGGCCCAAGUUUCUGGUCUCGAUUCCUACACAGAGGCUUUCCGAAAUACAACUGCCCGGUGGAACAAUAUGAUGCAUGGGGGCCUUUCCGCUUUCACAGGAAUGGCGUUCAUGGCAGCAACAGAUACGUGUAGCAGUGUGAACUCCUUCCCGCCAAUUUUACAUCCGCAGAAGAACAGCAGCAGCAACCAGCAAGAGCCCAACUUGAUGAACCCGAUGCGCACGAACCAAAAUCCUGUUCUUGGUGCGAACCUGCAGAGCAAUUCUCACUUUCUGACUGGUAUACCUCAAUAUGGAUUCUCCAUUCCUUACCGGACAACCUACAAUCUCAAUACAAACAAUACAGCCUACCAUCUCAACACCCCAGCAAAAACAAGAGCAGAUGCCAUCACAAAUGGAAGUAUAUCGUCCCAGCUAGCCCCCGAAACACCGAAUCAGGGAUGGAGGGAAACGAAUGGGCGAGCUGCUGAAUUCUCUGUAGUAGGCGAAAGAGUAGUAAAUGAGGAACAGAAGCAGGAGGGUAACCUCCAACCUGCAGUCAUGCCACCUUCAGGAAUGGUGCCUAUCGAAGUCUGUAGCGACCAAGCUAUCUCACAGCCUGUGGAAGAUUCCUAUCCCGCUGUCCUUUCCACCCCAGCGAAGGAAACCAACAAUCCCAGCAGGGGAGAUAACCACAUAGACCUGAACAAGACGCCACAUCAGAAGCGUCCCAAGAGGAAGAAGCACAUGCCCAAAGUCGUCGUGGAAGGCAAACCCAAAAGAACUCCAAAACCACCGACACCCCCAAAAGGCAAUCCGUUGCAAAAGAGGAAAUAUGUCCGGAAGAAUGGCCUGAAAGCAUCCAUGGCCACUUCUUCAGCAGAUGUAGGUGAGGUCCUCAGUUCAGCUAGAAUGCAUGAUGUAAAAUCAUGCAAACGGGCUUUGAAUUUCGACUCAGAAGGUCGGAGUGGGGAUGGGUGCUCUGGCAAUGCUCAGGUGUGUCAGGACAUGCAAAACAGCCGUUCUAAUAGUUCUGCUGGCGUUGCUUCAUGUGCAUGGGCUUUUGACCUUGAUCCAGAGUCUGAAGCCGGAGGUGGUUGCGCAGGCAUUAAAGGCAGCUCUGGGCCGAAAUCAACCAUGGAGCUUGCCCAAGGACUGGAAGUGGUAGUCGGGAAUUCACAGGUGGGAAUUCUGUUCGAUUUCAAUCGCUCCUUCACUCCAUUGCAAGGUGACCACAUUUCACAUCCUAAGAAUCCAAACCCUUCAACUCCACUUCUAAGGAAAGAACCACCGAGAGGACAUAUGAAGGGUGCUUGCAGAAACAUCAGUGACAGUGGUCAUAUUCCGAUGCAUGAAAAUGCCCAGGCAGAGGAAAGAGAUUGUCUGAUCAGAACAACAGAAGCUGCCGGUGACAACUAUGAGAGAAACACACAGCUCUUAUCACGGAAUGGCCUUCCAUCUGUAUCUAAAAUCCAACAUGAUUCGAGUGCCAGCCCGCAUGUAUGGCCAGCAGAAAGCCACCACCUGAGAAAAGUAUUGAAGAGAGAAUAUAUCCGCACCAUCGAUGAUGCUUACCUCAGCCCAAUGAAUCUGUGCGGGACCCAUUACACACAAUUCCCUGGCAUUUACAAGAAAAGGCGGACAGAUACAAGGCACAAUGAUGUCAUAUCAAAUGUGUCUUCCAUGAUGGCGCUGGAUGGUGGGAUCAGAGAAGCAAUGGCAAAGAGUGCGAAUGAAACUGGCAGCAACACUUUCAUGUUGUUAACUAGCGAUGGAAGGCCGUUCCCUCUGUGCAACAUCGUGGGUGGGACGAAGACACAGCUAGAAAUGAUGGGUAGCAUGAAAUCUCAUGUGUACUCUCAGUCUAUGGUUGGAGGACGAAGCGCACCGAGUACUUCUGGGGAAAUGAUUUCGUGUGUGGGUGCUCCAAAAGGAAUAAACUUCAAUGAACUGCAAGCUAUGAAGGCAAGAACAAAGGGGAAUGUCCCAGUCUGUGACUCGGCAUCCUUAUCUGCAGCAACGGAGCAUGAGCAACUGCCACCCGCUUCGGCCAAAGCAGCACCUACAUGCAACUAUAGACAGGAUGCCAACGUUUUCCAUGGUCCUCGAUCCUGCUCAGGAGCCCUGGUGGCAGAUAACAAUGCGGAAAUGACAACAAAGAAGUGUCAUCUUGCUAAUCCUGUUUUCCAUGGUACAAAUCAAAUGCAUCAGCAAGAACAUGAAACUGCAUAUGAUCAUCGUCAGUUCUUCGUAGACAUGAAUCCUAUUAGGUCAUCCCAACACUUUCAACCGAGAAGUUCGAAUAUCAGCUUCAUCCCCGACCAUCAAAGUAGCAGAGACAUUCAAUGGAUGCUGCAUUCAAACUUGCUAUCUGAAGCAAUGGUGCCAGUUCAGAGAAUGGAAUGCCCAGGCAUCAACAGCAGCAGUAAGCUCAUCACAGAUCAAGCACAGAAUGCACUAGUUCCUUAUGUCGGGGAUGGGAAGAUGGUUCCUUAUGAGGGUGGGCAGAUGGUUCCUUAUGAGGGCCCAUUUGAUCCUACCAAGGGACGUCGUACUCGGGCCAUAGUCGAUGUGGAUCACGAGACAGAGAGAUUAUGGAAUGUUCUGAUGGGCAAGGCAGAUGACGUUGGUACCGAUGCAAUGGAUGCAGAUAAAGAGAAAUGGUGGGAAGAAGAAAGGCGGGUUUUCCGGGGCCGAGCAGAUUCAUUUAUCGCUCGCAUGCAUCUCAUACAAGGCGAUAGGCGCUUCUCUCGGUGGAAAGGAUCUGUUGUGGACUCGGUGGUCGGUGUCUUUCUUACUCAGAAUGUCUCUGACCAUCUAUCAAGCUCUGCGUACAUGAACCUUGCUGCAAGAUUUCCUCCUCAGUCAAGAACCAAAAGUGGGCCACCCCAUGGAGAAGGUAUAAGCCCAUCUGCAGAAGAGCAAGGUGCAUGUAUGCUGGUCUCCGAUAAAUGGUCCGGCACUAUUUCAGGGCAAAAGGCUUGUGACCAAGGUUCCAUGACACUAAAUGAAGCUGACCCCUCAGAAGAAAAGGAAAUGACAAGCUGCAAUGAAUCAUUUGGAAGCAAUACGGGAGUCUGCACGGCAGUCUCUUCAAAAGAUGAGCAUUCAGCUGUCUGCCAGAAUGUGUCACAAAUGUGUCAAGAAUCAGCAAAAAACACCACAGACACACCACCCAUGGUCACAGAAAGUGCAUGGUUGGCAGAUAGCGAGGAUAGGAGAGGAUUGGAAGAUGUGGUUUCUUCUCAAACAUCUGUUAUUUCUUCUCAAAACUCCCCAGGAUCUAUAGUUCAAACGGCUGAUCAGAUUGAGUCCUUAGAUUCCAUCUCUGAAGCAGACAAUCUGAUACUCGGUUUCAAUAGUUCUAUGUCGUUCACAGAGCUUCUACAAAUGGAAGGAAGUACCUUGUUCCAGGAAUUUUACACUGGUAGGAAUGGGAGGAUAUCAUCAAAAGAGAAUUUUGAGGGUGCAACCAGCCAGUUUGAAGUUUCAGCAUGUGAGAAGAGAAUAUCGUACUUUGGAGUGGAUGGUCCGAUAGACUCAUGUCUAUCCAUUGACACAGCAGAUUCCCAUCAACCCCAAGCACCACAUAAUGUAAAAGAUGUGCUGAGUAUCCCAUCAAAUGGUCAUCAGCCACAUAGAAGCACAGAGUCAGGCUCCAUAGAACCGAUGUCCAUGGAGGUGUCAAGAGAAGGAAGCAGAUAUUAUUUGCCUUCGACUGCCUCUGAAAUUUCUGAAAUCACUGAGGUAAAAGAUAGCUGCCAUACAGGGAAAAGAAUCAGCCUUGCAGCAGGAAAUGAAAUUGAAAUUACGGUUCAUCAGAGGCUGUUAUCAACUGCUCAAACUGCUCAGAACAGUGAUCCAUUAUUACCCAUAAGAAAGCACCCAGUGCACCUACCACCAUGCUCAGCACCAGAAGCAUGUGUUGAAUGGCAUCCGUUCAUUCAUCCAAGAGACAGGACCAAUGCGUCAUCAGGAGAUGUCAGUUUAAGUAGAUACUCCCAUUUACAAUCUGAGCAAACACUCAGUUCCCUAAGAGGAAGAGAGGCAGAGACCCAAUAUGAAAGCACAGAGGUUGCAGAACAUCAAAACCAGAUUGAACCACCGUUUCACAGGCAGCACUCAAGAAUGCAGCAAAGCCAACUAGAUCCGCCCAGUUAUCUAGAAGAUAGUUUAGAUGUUGCAGAAAGCUCAAGUUUAGUAGAUAAGAAAACAACUGUGGAGAGGAAAAUAGUUCGAUCGGAUUCAAUUGAUGAAGCUUGUAGUUCGAAAAACAUGCCUAACGAAACAACAAAAAAUGCUCUGAAAAAAAGGAAAGAAAAAAGUGGGGUAGACAAAACAAAGGCUUUCGACUGGGAUAGUUUAAGAAAGCAAGCAGGUUAUGAAGGUCUGGUGAAAGAAAGACACAGCGAUGCAAUGGACUCGGUAGAUUGGGAAGCAGUUAGAUGUGCAGAUGUAAAAGCAGUCUCUGAAACCAUCAAGGAACGGGGAAUGAACAACAUGCUUUCAGAGCGAAUACAGGAAUUCCUUAACCGAGUGGUUAGCGAACAUGGAAGCAUUGACCUAGAAUGGUUAAGAGAUGUUCCACCCGACAAAGCAAAGGAUUACUUUUUAAGUAUACGGGGAUUAGGACUGAAAAGCACCGAGUGCGUUCGUCUUUUGACACUACACCAUGUUGCUUUCCCAGUUGACACAAAUGUUGGUCGUGUAUCUGUGAGAUUGGGAUGGGUGCCACUUCGACCCCUGCCUGAGUCUGUUCAAAUCCACCUCCUGGAACAGUACCCAGUGCUGGCGAGCGUUCAGAAGUACCUUUGGCCUCGGCUGUGUACACUAGAUCAGCGGACAUUGUAUGAGUUGCAUUAUCAAAUGAUUACUUUUGGAAAGGUUUUCUGUACAAAGAAGAAUCCUAAUUGCAAUGCAUGUCCAAUGAGAACAGAGUGCAAACACUUUGCAAGUGCAUUUGCAAGUGCAAGGCUUGCCCUGCCAGGUCCCGAGGAGAAAGGUUUAGUGAGUUUGGUUCCCAAGACUGCCGAACAAGACCAGAAAGUGGUUUUUCAUCCAAUGCCACUGCCUCGAAUAGAGGGUAAUCCACACUCACAAGGACUUGGAAGCAAACGGUGUGAACCUAUCAUUGAAGAACCCACUACACCAGAACCAGAAAAUAUAGAUAUCUCAGAAACUGCAAUUGAGGAUGCUUUCUGGCAGGAGGAUCCUGAAGAUAUUCCUACGAUCAAGCUAAACCUGGAGGAGUUCACACAGAAUGUACAGAAUUAUAUGCACGAGAACAAUAUGGAACUCCAAGAUGCCGAUUUUUCAAAGGCUUUAGUUGCUUUAUCUCCACAGGCUGCUUCUAUCCCUGUGCCCAAGCUGAAGAAUGUGGGGAGGCUGCGAACAGAGCACCAAGUUUAUGAACUUCCAGAUUCACACCCUCUUUUGGCAGAGCUGGACCGAAGAGAGCCUGAUGAUCCAUGUUCUUACCUACUGGCUAUAUGGACACCCGGCGAAACAGCAGAUUCCAUUCAACCUCCUGGUAUUUGCUGCAACUCUCAAGAAUCAGGUAGCCUAUGCGACAAGAAGGCAUGCUUUUCAUGCAACAGCAUACGAGAAGAAAAUUCCCAGACAGUCAGAGGCACACUUCUUAUACCAUGUCGGACUGCAAUGAGAGGGAGCUUUCCACUCAACGGAACUUACUUUCAAGUCAACGAGGUGUUUGCAGAUCAUGAUACCAGCAUUCAGCCAAUAGAUGUACCUAGGGCAUUGAUAUGGAAUCUGCCUCGACGUACGGUGUAUUUUGGCACCUCCAUACCAACAAUAUUUCAAGGUCUAACAACAGAAGGAAUUCAACAAUGCUUCUGGAGAGGAUUUGUUUGCGUGAGGGGAUUUGACCGUAAAACACGGGCACCUCGACCUCUAACAGCAAGACAGCACUUAGCAGCAAGCAAGUUAGUGAGGUUAAAGAGGACAGAAAAUUCAAAGUAGGCAAUGCUGAUGAAGAGAACCAGAACAAAGUCUGAAUCAGGAUCUGUCCAUUGAAAGAUCAGAGAGCUGAUCAGCAGAUUGAUGCAAACUUGUGGCCCUCUAACACUAGGCACAUUGCGGCAAGCCAGAUAGCUAGUUGGGUGAAUUUUGUAAGAUCCCAUAGAGCACAAGUGCUUGUAGUCGGCAGCCUGCAAAUGAACUAACAUUAUAUUUACUUUAUCUCAUGCUCAAAAUCGAGCCAUUCUUCGGAGAGCUAUACAGGUACAUACAUCCUCCAGUUUUUUAAGGUUUCCUUGAUAAACUAUAUCAAUUUCUCACACCAAGUACUUCCUUGAGUUCCAAUUCGAUUCAAAAUAAAUAAAUAAAUAAAAUCAAUCUGAUUCAAGCUUGUUAUGAA
Molecule: messenger RNA, 6872 nt
Organism: Magnolia sinica
Lineage: Eukaryota; Viridiplantae; Streptophyta; Magnoliopsida; Magnoliales; Magnoliaceae
Product: protein ROS1A-like
Exons: 19
Coding region: 260-6475 (2071 amino acids)
Biological process (GO): DNA repair
Molecular function (GO): DNA N-glycosylase activity; DNA demethylase activity; 4 iron, 4 sulfur cluster binding
Source: RefSeq, a predicted model, not a curated record